Messenger RNA from Colletes gigas, 1236 nucleotides. It is a transcript of the gene HGTX, whose product is annotated as homeobox protein Nkx-6.2-like. The coding region runs from base 1 to 1236 and encodes 411 amino acids. The transcript is spliced from 4 exons. Gene Ontology annotation, molecular function: DNA-binding transcription factor activity, RNA polymerase II-specific; RNA polymerase II cis-regulatory region sequence-specific DNA binding. NCBI's taxonomy places the organism in Eukaryota, Metazoa, Arthropoda, Insecta, Hymenoptera, Colletidae. Gene Ontology annotation, biological process: cell differentiation; regulation of transcription by RNA polymerase II. The record is from RefSeq and is a predicted model, not a curated record. Gene Ontology annotation, cellular component: nucleus.
AUGGUGUGUUCUCUGACCAACAAUAACAACAACGGCAAGAGUUGCAACGAGAGCGGUGAGCCCUGCCCGGACCUGCAGUCGCGAUCCAGCCCCGACGCGCAGCUAGGCGAGAACAUGUCGUCGCUGAGCGACGCUCACAGACGGAACAGCCACUUGGAGGGCGACCGUAGCUCGUCGGCGGGCUCGUCGCUGGGCUCGUGCUCGCCGCCGCCGGCGUCCAGCCACUCGCCGCCGCCCGCCAGGCCGCCCUGGCUCCACGACUUCCACGCGGCCGCCGCGCCGCACGUUCUCCAGUUCCUCAACCUGAGCGCCGCCGGCGGCAGCAUGCUGGCCAGCCAGCCCCUGGCUGCCCUCCACUCCAUGGCGGAGCGGAGUCAUCACCAACAGCACCAGCAGCACCAGCAGCAACAGCAACAACAGCACCAGCAGCAGCAGCAACCACCGACGGGCAUGCAGCUGCCCAGGAUCAGCGUGCCGCUUUCCACCAUUACCCAGGGGCAAUCCUCGCCCACAGGGAGCGGCAAGCACAGUCCGGCCACCUCCAUCACCUCCGUCGGAAGCAAUCCGCACGGCAUCGACUCGAUACUCUCGCGACCGGCGGCCACGCAUCCCCAGGCGCCCGUCUCCGCGACGCACGCCGCGCUACAGCCGACGCCGCAUCCUCAGCACAUGACCACGCCGCGGUACGCCAUGCACGCGGGCUUCACCGCAUCCUCCGGUAUCGGACAAUUUCAACAAAGAACGGAGCCACGGCAUCCCGCUGUCUAUUGGCCGGGUCUUCAGGGAUUAGUCAGCGAUCCCCUAGCAUGGCGGGCAAGACUACACACACUGUCGCAACAGCUGGGUUGUCAGCAAACGAUGACAGGCACCGGCGGGGCUGGGGAGCACGAGGGUGGCAAGAAGAAGCACACGAGGCCAACGUUCAGCGGCCAGCAAAUCUUCGCCCUCGAGAAAACGUUCGAGCAAACGAAAUACCUUGCGGGACCGGAGCGCGCUAAAUUGGCGUACGCCCUCGGAAUGUCGGAAUCGCAAGUCAAGGUGUGGUUCCAAAACAGAAGAACAAAAUGGCGGAAAAAGCACGCGGCGGAAAUGGCAACGGCGAAAAGGAGGCAGGAGGAAGUAGAGGGCGUUGUUGCCGAAGGAGAGGACGGAUGCAGCGACGCAGAGACUGAUGGGAACAGCGAGACUGCCGCGAAGAGGCUCAGGAGGGAACUCGAGCAACAGUACAGGCAUUAA